This is a messenger RNA of Brenthis ino (lesser marbled fritillary), 1491 nucleotides long. Lineage: Eukaryota; Metazoa; Arthropoda; Insecta; Lepidoptera; Nymphalidae. The record is from the annotation of a GenBank genome assembly.
AUGUUGCAAGUAACACCAAACUAUCGACUAUCCAACGCUGACAAACCUUCCAAUCACCAACCUCGGGUUCGAGAGCCGACAGUUGAUUUAAACCAUUUCAAUCCAACAGUCCAUCGUUACCAUACGGCUCAUCUUCGCGGCAGACAUGGAGUAAUAAAUUAUGAUAAUGAAACAGAAAAUAUACACUUAAAAUUUUGGACCUUACCUAAAGCCUCACCCUCAACGUAUACUGAUAAACAAGUAAUAAUAGAAGAAAAAACUCUAUAUAGCCCUACAACUACGCAUUUCAAUUCACAGACACAAGACUACACCCCGCAAGCCGAAGAAUCUAUAAGAAUAUCACCAAUAGAUCCCCGUACCUCAGCAACAUUCAAAUCAUCUACACCAACAAACAAAGAAACGAUGAUCAAUUUAAAUUCAAAGCUUUUAUCCCCAGUUAAAUCGUCCAUGACGAAUGAAGAAUUAUACGCCGUCAUUCAUAAAAGUAAAAAGAAACUCAACAUUAAAGAGACUCCUGAAAGAGCUGAAUCUCCAGCGCUAAGUACAAUAAACAUGUCGCCAGUCAUUUCCGAACCUUCGCUUUCUAAAAGAAGUCAACGCUACCCAGAAACCGGUUAUUUAGACGGUAAGAAUAGGCCCAUGAUGCCAGAUAGACAAACAUCAAGCCCUCUAGGAGUCUCAAACGUUAAAAAACAGGAAACUUGUGCCGACCGAUAUGGACCGUUACAACAAACUUCUAGAUUGGAUUUCAAAAAAUUACUACUACAACAUAGUGUUAAGCUUAAUACGCUUAAUGUUCAAAAUAAAUCAACCAAGCUGUCUGCUGUAGAACAACUUAAAAUUUCUAAAGAAAAAAAUCAAAUCCCACAGACGCCUCCAGGAAAUAGGUCACAAAUUAAUAUUCUAGAUUUAAGUGGAUCACCAAAAACAUACAAUCACAGGAAAACUGCUAAAUCAAAUAAUCAACCGCUGUCACCGGGACGAACCAGCGGGCUGAAAGAUCACAAAACCACAACUAAAAUACUUUUAUCACCUAAAUCACAAUGGCGUUUUGCAAGUCCUAGAUCUGAUGUACUCUCUACUCCUAUACCCGAAGCGAACAACGAAGAUGAAAUAUCGAACAGUUCUGGAGAAAAAUGCGAAAUAUCUCCUAAAAGCCCACCGUCGAAUACAGUUCCUAUUAUGACUAAUCAACAUUUCGGAGCACGAAGAUCUCUCAUACCGCUAUAUGAGCACAAACUGGAUGAAGAACGGGACACUUCUUCCUUACAUCACGGCGUUUUUCCUAUUAAUUCGGAUUUCUCAAAUUCACAUAGUUUAUCUAGAUCAGAAAUCACACAAGCAAAAAGAGCUGAGUUUUUUAAAAGCCCUCAUGAAACGCCACCAUCACUAUCGUCCUUUAAAAAUUCUUCAAAUUCAGGAUUAGGUUUAAGAAAUAAAACAUCUCCAGAAAAAGAGAAAUCCUCGCCAAGUACUUUAGAAACGGCUUUA